Molecule: messenger RNA, 456 nt
Organism: Molossus molossus (Pallas's mastiff bat)
Lineage: Eukaryota; Metazoa; Chordata; Mammalia; Chiroptera; Molossidae
Product: ubiquitin-conjugating enzyme E2 D4-like
Exons: 1
Coding region: 1-456 (151 amino acids)
Source: RefSeq, a predicted model, not a curated record
AUGGCGCAGUCUCUGGCUGUGAAACGCCUGCAGAAGGAGUUCCUCGACCUUUCUCGACACCCUCCCGAGCUGUGCUCCGCGGGGCCCCUGGAGGAAGACAUGUUCACAUGGCAGGGGGUGGUCAUAGGGCCCCAGGGCAGCCCCUACGAGGGCGGGAUCUUCAGCUUAGAAAUUGUGUUUCCAGCUACUUACCCCCUGAAUCCACCGCAGGUCCAGUUCAGCACCCCCAUUUACCACCCAAACGUAAAUGAAAGUGGGUGCAUUGGGCUGGACCUGCUGACCUCCAAGUGGGUGCCCACGUGCACCGUCUCCCAGGUGCUGCUGGCCAUCUGCGCCAUGCUGGUGGACCCCAGCCCACAUGACUUCCUGGAUCCAGAAAUUGCGAACGUGUUCCUGAAGGACAGGCCCAGGUUCGACAUCCAGGCCCGCAAGUGGACCGAGGAGUACGCCAUGUAA